Triticum aestivum (bread wheat) is the source of this 1018-nucleotide messenger RNA. Its product is annotated as eukaryotic translation initiation factor 3 subunit A. The transcript is spliced from 5 exons. NCBI's taxonomy places the organism in Eukaryota, Viridiplantae, Streptophyta, Magnoliopsida, Poales, Poaceae. Gene Ontology annotation, biological process: translation reinitiation; formation of cytoplasmic translation initiation complex. Gene Ontology annotation, cellular component: eukaryotic translation initiation factor 3 complex, eIF3m; eukaryotic translation initiation factor 3 complex, eIF3e; multi-eIF complex. The record is from RefSeq and is a predicted model, not a curated record. The coding region runs from base 214 to 744 and encodes 176 amino acids. Gene Ontology annotation, molecular function: mRNA binding; translation initiation factor activity.
GUUGUUCUUAUAAAAAGUAAAAACACAAGUUACCAUAGGGAACGAAAUCCCCAUCGGUAAACGGAACGGAUUGAGCCCUGCCCCGCGCCGAUACGAACGCCGUCCGCUGCCGCCUAUAUAACAUAACGUGAUCCCAGGGGAGGAGCAGACGCGGGCUCAGCCGAGAGCGAGGCGCACUGCUAGCUGCACACGAUCUGAGCUUGUCGAUUGGUCAUGGCCGUGCUCUUCUCUCCAGAGGAGGAAGAGAGGAGGGAGAGGGAGGAGACGGAGAGGAUGGUCAAGCUUUACGCGAUUGCAGCCAGGGAGCUGCAGAGGAACAGGGAGCUGGAAGCAGAGAACCUUUAUUUGCAAGAGCAGCUGAGAGAGAUUGAGCUCAGCAAGCAGCAGCACGCGGCUGACUUGCAGGACAAAAAUAGGCUUUCCCGAUUGUUGGAGCAUAAGAAUGCUUUCCUGGAAAGAGUUGCCCAACGUCGAGAAGCUGAGUUUAAUAGCCAAAAGAAAGAGAGGGAAGAAAGGAUUAAUCAGUUGAUUUCAAGAAAGCGUGCAAAGGAGACUCUGCUGAAAUUGAUGUAUUAUCUGUUUCCGGAGGAAGAGCGGAUCCAAAUGUUCCACGCAGUAGACGCUAGAAAACGUGAAGAGGAAGAGAGGCAGAAGCGGGAAGACGCGGAGAUGAGAGUAAAGCUCGAAGCACUUAAAGCUAAGCAGCUGCGGAAGUUAAUGGAGAUUGAAAAGAAGAAUAUUUGAAGCAUGGAUCCUGCUUUGCACCAUUUCGAAGUCAUGUUUGAUCUAUGAGCCACAGCACUCCCAUACAUAAACAUGAUGCUACUUGUUAUGGUAUUUUGGACAAUAUGUUGUUAGUAUUACUCAAGGGAAGGAUUCAUUGCAAGCGACUUCUGCUAUACUGAAAUCCAUGUAAAGGAUUUGAGCUCGUUGACUCUAAGCUUUUCUCUGAGCUCUUUCUUCAGUUUGUGUGUCGCCGUCGUGCGAUCAUCCUUGCGCCUUUGCUUUGUUCUGCCAA